Babjeviella inositovora NRRL Y-12698 is the source of this 1563-nucleotide messenger RNA. RefSeq names its product sugar porter family MFS transporter. Lineage: Eukaryota; Fungi; Ascomycota; Pichiomycetes; Serinales. Bases 1 to 1563 code for a protein of 520 amino acids. Gene Ontology annotation, biological process: carbohydrate transport; transmembrane transport. Gene Ontology annotation, molecular function: carbohydrate:proton symporter activity. The record is from RefSeq and is a predicted model, not a curated record. Gene Ontology annotation, cellular component: membrane. The transcript is spliced from 3 exons.
AUGCCGUUACACAUUUUUCCAAAACUCUACAACAUUUUCCUCGUGGCUCUGGUAACCACCAUUGCUGGUAUGCUUCAGGGUGGUGACCUUUCUUCUGUCUCUGCCUUCCUUGGACAAGAGCAAUAUCGAAGUUUCUUCAAGUACCCAAACUCCUUAACCCAAGGUGGGAUUACCGCGUCGAUGGCUGGUGGGUCUUUCCUUGGAUCUCUCAUUGCUGGUGGAUUUGGUGACAAGGUGGGCCGUCGCUUGACUAUCCAAACCGGUGCGCUCUUCUGGAUGAUCGGAGCUGCCAUCCAGUGUUCCGCACAAAAUGUGGUUCAAUUGAUCUUUGGGAGAUUAAUCGCCGGGGUUGGGAUUGGGUUUUCUUCAUCCACAUCCGCGAUGUACUGCGCGGAAUGUGCACCAAAGAAAAAUAGAGGUUUGGUCACUGGUCUUUACGGCUUAUCCAUCCUGACGGGUAUGAUGCUCAUGUUCUUUAUCGGUUAUGGCUGCUCGUUUAUUGAAGGCACGGCUUCGUUCAGAACAGCUUGGGGGAUCCAAAUUAUCCCUGGGUUCAUGUUGUUCGUGGGUGUGAUGUUUUUACCUGAAUCCCCAAGAUGGCUCGCCAACCACGAUCAAUGGGAAGAGGCCACUCGGAUUGUCGCCCAAAUCCAUUCCAAGGGUGACUUAAACGACCCUGAGGUUAUCAUCGAAUUAGAAGAGAUGCAAGAAAUGGUCUACAUGGACAAGGAGGGUAAGAACGUCACCUAUCUUGACUUGUUCCGCAAAGAUUCGAUAAACAGAACUUUCGUGGGUAUUUCAGGCCAAAUCUGGCAACAGUUAGGGGGUAUGAACGUCAUGAUGUAUUACAUCGUUUACGUGUUUGCCAUGUCUGGUCAGACGGGUAACAACAACUUGGUUUCCUCAUCCAUCCAGUACGUUAUCGGCGUAGUCAUCACGAUUCCGGGGAUCUUCUUGUACGAUCGUGUCGGGAGACGUACCGUUUUGCUUUGGGGUGCGUUUCUUAUGUGUGUUUUUCUUUUCACGGCGUCUGGCUUGUUGGCGGUGUAUUCUCAUCCGGUGGACCUGGUUGACGGCAACCCAGGUAUCAGAAUCUCUAUCGACCCUGAACAUGCUAAUGCAUCCAAAGCCGUUAUUGCUUGCACCUACUUGUUUGUGGCUUCCUUCUCUCCUACUUGGGGCCCUUGUAUUUGGGUAUAUUGCUCCGAGAUUUUCCCAACCAGACAAAGAGCAAAGGCCAAUGGGCUAUGUGCCUCCUUCAACUGGAUCUUUAACUUUGCCUUGGCGUUGUUCGUACCAACCGCUUUCAAGAAUAUUACGUGGAAGACUUACACUCUCUUUGCCACUUUUUGCGCUACAAUGUUUAUCCAGACCUAUUUCAUGUUCCCAGAAACCAAAGGCAAGACGUUGGAAGAGAUUGAGCAGAUGUGGGCCGAAAAGAUUCCAGCAUGGAGGAGUGCUCUAACGGAAGUCCCUGAUAACAAGACGACUAUUGAGCAUAUCGAAGAGAAAGAUCGAAUGUCUCAGGACUCGCACAGCGUUGUCCAUCAAAGCAUUGCCUAG